UGCACAUUUUCUCAAGUGUGUUCCUCAUCCCUAAUGUGUAAUCCUUCAACAUGGACCUGCUCCUUUAGCUAAGAUAUGACCAGCAAUGAAUAGUAGUAAGAUAUGUGCUGAUUAGAAGGCUCACAGUGCAGUGUGGAGGAUAAGACAGUGCCUUACAAAAAUGGGGUUUGGGAGUGACCUGAAGAAUUCACAUGAAGCUGUGUUAAAAUUGCAAGACUGGGAGUUACGAUUACUGGAAACAGUGAAGAAAUUUAUGGCUCUGAGAAUAAAAAGUGAUAAAGAAUAUGCAUCUACUUUACAGAACCUCUGUAAUCAAGUUGAUAAGGAAAGUACUGUUCAAAUGAAUUAUGUCAGCAAUCUAUCCAAGUCUUGGCUACUUAUGAUUCAGCAGACGGAACAACUUAGUAGAAUAAUGAAGACACAUGCAGAGGACCUAAAUUCUGGACCCUUACACAGGCUCACCAUGAUGAUCAAAGACAAGCAACAGAUGAAGAAAAGUUUUAUAGGUGUUCAUCAGCAGAUAGAGGCAGAGAUGAUCAAGGUUACAAAGACAGAAUUAGAGAAAUUAAAGUCCAGCUAUAGACAGUUACUAAAAGAAAUGAAUUCUGCCAAAGAAAAAUAUAAAGAAGCUUUAGCUAAAGGGAAAGAAACCGAAAAGGCCAAGGAACGAUACGACAAGGCCACGAUGAAACUUCAUGUGUUGCAUAAUCAGUAUGUAUUGGCAUUGAAAGGGGCACAGCUUCAUCAGAAUCAGUAUUAUGACACCACACUUCCUUUGCUUUUGGACUCCUUACAAAAGAUGCAAGAAGAAAUGAUAAAAGCACUAAAAGGUAUAUUUGAUGAAUACAGCCAGAUAACCAGUCUUGUUACAGAGGAAAUAGUAAAUGUCCAUAAAGAGAUUAAGAUGUCAGUUGAACAGAUAGACCCUAGCACGGAAUAUAAUAAUUUUAUAGAUGUUCAUAGAACAACAGCUGCUAAAGAACAGGAAAUUGAGUUUGAUACUUCCUUACUAGAAGAAAAUGAAAAUCUUCAGGCAAAUGAAAUUAUGUGGAAUAAUUUAACAGCAGAAAGUUUGCAAGUAAUGUUGAAAACUUUAGCAGAGGAACUUAUGCAGACACAGCAGAUGCUUUUAAACAAGGAAGAGGCUGUCCUGGAGCUAGAGAAGAGAAUUGAGGAGUCUUCUAAGACCUAUGAAAAGAAGUCUGAUAUUGUGCUUCUGCUAAGCCAAAAACAGUCUCUUGAAGAGCUGAAACAGUCAGUCCAGCAGUUGAGAUGCACUGAAGCAAAGUUUACAGCACAGAAAGAAUUACUGGAACAAAAAGUACAAGAAAAUGAUGGGAAAGAGCCUCCUCCAGUAGUAAAUUAUGAAGAAGAUGCACGAUCAGUUACAUCUAUGGAAAGAAAGGAGAGGCUAUCCAAGUUUGAGUCUAUUCGUCAUUCAAUUGCUGGAAUAAUUAGGUCUCCAAAAUCUGCACUGAGCUCUUCAACAUACGCUGAUGCAGUUACUGUAAGCGAGAAGCCCCUGGCGGAACAGGACUGGUACCAUGGCGCAAUUCCCAGAAUAGAAGCGCAAGAACUUUUAAAACAACAAGGAGACUUCUUGGUGCGAGAAAGUCAUGGGAAACCUGGUGAAUAUGUCCUUUCUGUAUAUUCUGAUGGACAAAGGAGACACUUUAUCAUACAGUUUGUUGAUAAUGUGUAUCGAUUUGAAGGCACUGGUUUUUCAAACAUUCCUCAACUAAUAGAACAUCACUAUACCACAAAACAGGUCAUCACUAAGAAAUCAGGUGUAGUUCUGCUGAAUCCUAUACCUAAGGAUAAGAAAUGGGUUCUCAAUCAUGAAGAUGUCACUUUGGGAGAACUGCUGGGCAAGGGGAAUUUUGGUGAAGUAUAUAAAGGCAUAUUAAAGGAUAAAACUGCUGUUGCUGUUAAAACGUGUAAAGAAGAUCUUCCUCAGGAACUGAAAAUAAAAUUUUUACAAGAAGCCAAAAUUCUCAAGCAAUACGAUCAUCCCAAUAUUGUCAAGCUUAUAGGCGUUUGCACACAAAGACAGCCUAUCUACAUCAUUAUGGAACUGGUUCCAGGAGGUGAUUUUCUCUCCUUUCUGAGAAAGAAGAAGGAUGAACUAAAACCCAAGCAGUUAGUGAAAUUUGCAUUAGAUGCUGUUUCUGGUAUGUCAUAUCUCGAGAGUAAAAACUGUAUACACAGGGAUCUUGCUGCAAGAAACUGCCUGGUAGGUGAAAAUAAUGUUCUGAAAAUCAGUGACUUUGGAAUGUCUCGUCAAGAGGAUGGUGGAGUGUAUUCAUCUUCUGGCUUAAAGCAGAUUCCCAUUAAAUGGACAGCACCAGAAGCUCUUAAUUACGGAAGAUACAGUUCUGAGAGUGACGUGUGGAGCUUUGGCAUCCUCCUCUGGGAGACCUUCAGCCUGGGGGUCUGCCCAUACCCGGGGAUGACCAAUCAGCAAGCACGGGAACAAGUGGAAAGAGGAUACCGAAUGUCAGCCCCUCAGAAUUGCCCAGAGGACAUUUUUAAAAUUAUGAUGAAGUGUUGGGAUUAUAAACCUGAAAACCGCCCCAAGUUCAUUGACCUUCAGAAAGAGCUGGCUGUCAUCAAGAGGAAAAUCACACAGUGACGGAUUAGUGCCAACAGGCUCCAGGACCUGGUUCUCCAGCAGAGUGACAUGGUUCUUCUCAUUAAUGUUGACUUUAUACCACAUUACCUGCAACAGUUUUUUAA
Molecule: messenger RNA, 2736 nt
Organism: Suricata suricatta (meerkat)
Lineage: Eukaryota; Metazoa; Chordata; Mammalia; Carnivora; Herpestidae
Gene: FER
Product: FER tyrosine kinase
Exons: 19
Coding region: 161-2632 (823 amino acids)
Biological process (GO): Fc-epsilon receptor signaling pathway; cell adhesion; chemotaxis
Molecular function (GO): non-membrane spanning protein tyrosine kinase activity; ATP binding
Source: RefSeq, a predicted model, not a curated record